AUGGCGAUGAACUUUGGGGACCAUGCUAGCGGGUUCCGCCACAAUGAUGUGAUCAGGUUCAUCAACAAUGAAGUCCUCAGGAAUGGCGGCGGCCCAGCCUUUUACAUGGCCUUCCGCUCGCGGCCAUGGAACGAGGUAGAGGACCGGCUUCGGGCCAUUGUGGCCGACUCGCGGGUGCCCCACGCCAUUAAGAGGGCCUGUACCUGGAGCGCUUUGGCUUUGAGUGUGUGAGUGGCUGCGAGGCAGCGGGAGCAGCUGCUGUACCGUGUUCGGCGGCUGCAAGAGCAUGUGGAGGAGCGCCAGAUGACCUCCUGGGCUCUAACCUCCCAGCUGCAGCAGCUGCGACUGCAGCAUGAGGAGGCGGCAACACAGCUGCACCUCACGCAGGCUGCCCUGCAGCAGGCGCUGAAUGAGCGUGAUGGGUUAUGCGGUAGGCUGCGUGAAGUUGAGAGAUCCAUGGAGGUCUAUCCGAUACCUCAGGAUUUUGUACCUGGUCCAGAAGCCGGCCAGUAUGGGCCUGUGGCCGGGACUUUAAAUGCAGAACGGAGUGAGGCGGUGACCACAGAGGCACAGGGAAUGCCACAUUCGGAAGCCCAGAUAGCAGCCCCAGCAGCUGUGUUUUUCAUGCCUGAACCCCAGAGUGGCAGGGUCCAGGGCAUGCAACCCCUUCUGCCAAUGCAGGCGCCUCAUCCAGUCCCAUUCCAUGUGCCUUCACCAAUGGGACUGCCAUACUCAACACCUCUACCACCCCCAGUAGUAAUGGAAUCAGCAGCAGCAAUUGCACCACAGAUGCCUCCUGCAGGGAUCUAUCCACCUGGUCUUUGGGCCACAGUGGGGUCCCAGGGGGAGACGGCCCCUCUGUGGGACCAGAAGUGCCAUGGCCAGGAUGGAUAUCCUGAGAAUUUCCAAGGAGUAUAUCUCCCAGGGGAUAACAGAAGCUGCAACCAAAAGGAAGGUUCUGAGUGUCCCCAAGGAAUGACCUCCCAAGGGGACAGCAGCAGCCACAGCCUGAAGAAAGAUCCAGUGAUGCAACAGGACACAGCUCCCCCAGAGUUUAGCAGGAGCCACAGCCUGAAGAAAAAACCAGCAAUGCCCAAGGAGAUUGUCCCCAUAGGGGACAGCAACAGCCACAGCCUGAAGAAAGAUCUAGUUGUGCACAAGGAGAUGGUCUCCCUGGGGGACAGCAACAGCCACAGCAUGAAGAAAGAUCCAGUGAUGCCCCAGAAGAUGGUCCCCCUGGGGAAGAGUAGCAGCCACCACCUGAAGAAAGAUCCAGUGAUGCCCCAGGAGAUGGUCCCCCUGGAGGAGAGCAACAGCCACAGUCUGAAGAAAGAUCCAGUGAUGUGCCAGGAGAUGGUCCCCCUGGGGGACAGCAACAGCCAUAGCCUGAAGAAAGUUCCAGUGGUGGCCCAGGGCACAGCUCCCCUGACGUUUAGCAGGAGACACAGCCUGAAGAAAGUGCCAGUGAUGCCCAAGGAGAUGGUCCCCCUGGGGGACAGCCACAGCCUGAAGAAAGAUCCAGUUGUGCACAAGGAGAUGGUCCCCCUGGGGGACAGCAAUAGUCACAGGAUGAAGAAAGAUCCAGUGAUGCCCCAGAAGAUGGUCCACCUGGGGGACAGCAGAAGCCACAGCCUGAAGAAAGAUCCAGUGAUGCCCCGGAACAUGGUCCCCCUGGAGGACAGCAACAGCCACAGUCUGAAGAAAGAUCCAAUGAUGCGCCAGGAGAUGUUCCCCCUGGGAGACAGCAACAGCCAUAGCCUGAAGAAAGAUCCAGUGGUGCCCCAGGGCACAGCUCCCCUGACAUUUAGCAGGAGACACAGCCUGAAGAAAGUGCCAGUGAUGCCCAAGGAGAUGGUCUUCCUGGGGGGCAGCAACAGCCACAGCCUGAAGAAAGAUCCAGUGGUGCCCCAGGGGACAGCCUCCCUGGGGUUUAGCAGGAGGCACAGCCUGAAGAAAGAGUUAGUGAUGCCCAAGGAGAUGGUCCCCCUGGGGGACAGCAACAGCUACAGCAUGAAGAAAGAUCCAGUGAUGCCCAAGGAGAUGGUCCCCCUAGGGCACAGCAACAGCCACAUCCUGAAGAAAGAUCCAGUGGUGCACCAGGAGAUGGUCCUCCUAGGGGACAGCAACAGCCACAGCCUGAAGAAACAUCCAGUGAUUCCGCAGGGCACAGCCUCACUGAAGUUUAUCAAGAGCCACAGCCAGAUGGAAGGUCCGGAGAGGCCCCAGGCAACCUCUCUGGAGGAUAGCAAGAGCCAUGGUGUGAAAAAUAGCCCAUGAAAACACCAGCCUCAGGGGCAGAAGGUCAAGCAACGAAAAAGGAAAAAGGCCUCAGAAUCCCAGCAACAGAAGCCUGCCUCAUGCUCCAGCCCAGUGAAUUGGGCCUGCCCAUGGUGUAAUGCCAUGAAUUUUCCAUGGCACAAGGUGUGCUAUAAAUGCAAGAGAGUCCAUAUGCCAGUUGAGAAUGGCAGCGUUGACCCAGCGUAAACUCAUUGAUUUCAGGAAGUUUUACAGGUGAAGUCCUGUUUUUGUGUCUUAGCCCCACCAAACUUGCUUGUUUCUGAAGAAGCUGAACCUGUGACAUUAGAAGAUCUGCCAAAGCCACAAGAAGUAACACCUCAGUUCUGAUGGACUCACACCUCACUGAGACCCCAGCUGGCUGCAGUCAAGAAGAGUGAAAGGAAGUCAGGCAAGAAGAGAUAAUUUGACACUCAUUAGGGGGAAAAGGAAGAACAAAAUUGUUUUUGUAGAGUUGAAUUUUUUUCAUUGGUAUGGGAAUUAACUUAGAAAAGUGUUAAAUUCUAUAGAUGAUAGCAACUUUGAUGAAUUUCCCUUAAUUCAUUAAAUGAGAAGUUUAGGGAAAGAGUUUAGGGGGUUGUAGUGUUAAAUUCUAUAGAUGAUAGCAACUUUAAUUUCAUUUAAUUCAUUAAAGAAAUAGUUAUUGCCUAGUAUGUUUUGGGAGCUAGACUUGUAUGUUAUUAUCUAGUACACACAGCAUAAUCUUUUAUUGUGAGUUUGGUUAGAAGAUAGGAAAGAGCAUAAUUUGGCAUACACAUUAGAUCAGGGAUGUCUUCUUUGCUUGCAUAUAGCGUGACCUUGGAUAAAAUCAAUUGAAGUAACAUCCAGAUCCAUUUCUGUGCUUCUGGGGCCAAUGCGAAAGAGACUUUCAUGAAAGGUUUUUUGUUUUGUUUUUGUUUUUUAUUUUUUUGAGCAAUGAGGUCUCAGUUUGU
Messenger RNA from Symphalangus syndactylus (siamang), 3227 nucleotides. RefSeq names its product TEX13 family member C (gene TEX13C). NCBI's taxonomy places the organism in Eukaryota, Metazoa, Chordata, Mammalia, Primates, Hylobatidae. The record is from RefSeq and is a predicted model, not a curated record. Gene Ontology annotation, molecular function: mRNA binding.